Molecule: messenger RNA, 1810 nt
Organism: Sorex araneus (European shrew)
Lineage: Eukaryota; Metazoa; Chordata; Mammalia; Eulipotyphla; Soricidae
Gene: C6H11orf16
Product: chromosome 6 C11orf16 homolog
Exons: 6
Coding region: 77-1417 (446 amino acids)
Source: RefSeq, a predicted model, not a curated record
CGCGGCCUGGAGCCCCAACUGUCAGCAGGGUCGGGCUGAGGCUGCAGGAAAGGCUGCGGGCGCUUUCUCCAAGGCCAUGGAAUCUUCCUCAAGGUCUGAGAUGCCUUUACCCAAGUACUGCAGCGUGGCCACAACCCUGAAGGCCCCGGCCUGGACUGGUGCUGCUCCUCCCUGGGCCUUCUCCUUCACCUGCCCUUUUGCCCUGCGAGCGCCCUGGCUCAGCGGACACAGUCCCCUCGCCAGGGAUACAUCCUAUCACCCCUGUCUCCACAUGGCGAACCCAGCGUGGCAGGGAAGAGCUGGAGAUGUCACUGACACACGGGUCUUGGCACAGAGGGAGCCGGAUGGCUUUUAUUACCCAGCUCAAAUAAAGGCCGCUCCAGAGCUGGAGAGACAGGGCAUCCUGCUGGUGGAGUUUGAAGCUCCCCUUGUCCCAGCCCCCGCGCUGCCAGCCCAGCAGCAGGGUUUGGUCUUAGAUGACGAGGCCAUUCGGUUCUCACCACCCCUGGAAUACACCCUGCAACCUGGGGACAAGGUGAUGGCCCCUUGGGAGCCAGGGCAGCUGCGAUAUGGCCCUGGCACCGUUCUCUUGGACAUGGAGGCGAGAGGCCCACACAGAGCAUCUAAAGAAGAUAUUCCCGUCCGCUUCUGGAAUGGCAAGAUAGCUACAGUGCCUGUGGCUGGGGUCCGGAGGGUGCCCCCAGCGGUCUGGAGGAGAGCUGUGGAGAAGCUGCUCAGGGGCGCCGGCCCGCUCCCCUGGGCCCCUUGCUGCUCUGGCUGUGUCACCAGCAGGCUGCCUCUGGGCCCUCCUUUCCCGGGCUCCGCUGUCCACCCUGCCAGGUGCUGCCAGCUGCUGUGCCAGGGCUGCCACUGCUGCUGCCCCUGGGUGGGACCUGGCUGGUGGCCUCUAAGCAGGGCCCCACGGGUCACCUCCAGAGAACACCCGGCGGAGGCGCCGAAGCCCAUAGCACAGCUGUUGCACCUCAAAGGCCUCCAAGAGGAGGAAGGAACGAUAGCACCUCUGGCUGUUUCCUCCUCCUCCUCCUCCUCCUCCUCCUCCUCCUCCUCUUCCUCCUCCUCCUCUUCCUCCUCUGUGGAUGAAGAUGACUUGGAGCAUGAUCUGGAAGUGGACCUCCCACAGAGACUGAUGGUGGACAGCACAGUCAACACAGACCCCAUCCUUCUGGAGAAGCCUGCCAGGCCGGGCGGCCUCCGCCAGCCCGAGUGGAGGUAUUGGAGGAGAAACGGGCCGGAGCCGCCUCCUGGGAAGCCAGGAGCAAGACAUUCCAACAUCCAGAAAGAAGGAAACCGCCAAUGGAGGGCAGAGACUCUGCUAACAGGGAGUACUAAAGAGUUGGUCCUGGAAGCAACCGGCCUGAAGCCGCUACAGAUCUGCCGGAGGAGCCGCAUCCAGUAGAGUCAGGGGACUGUCACCUGUCAGGAGUCUUAAUUAAUCUUAAACUAAAAGCCCCAAGUCUCUAGGGAGAAUAUCUGGAAAGGGGACUCUUAAGAAUGUCUUACAUCAUUCUCUGACCUUUCGGGAUCGCCACCUCAUUGGGAAUGUACAGCUGAUGGUCCUUCUACCCAGGAAAAUGCACAUCCCCACAUCAUGGCAGUUUCAGAGGACUCACAUAGCCCUUACAGGUCAUCAGAGCCUUCUGUGGGGUACAAGGGUCCCUGUUUAAAUUACCCUCUAACCUAGAGAGAUGUUAGAAAUCUUCAUUAGGAUAGAAACAUAGCUCUACUCAAUGCUUUUGUUGCAUAAGUGUUCAAAAUAAAAUGAAUCAACAGGCAAUAAGAACAGAAAUGU